Molecule: messenger RNA, 1335 nt
Organism: Seminavis robusta
Lineage: Eukaryota; Bacillariophyta; Bacillariophyceae; Naviculales; Naviculaceae
Source: the annotation of a GenBank genome assembly
AUGGUGGCCCUAUUUGUGCUUUUGUCUUUUGGGUUGAUAUGCUGUCGACUAUCGGAAGUGGACGGUUUCUCGUUGUCGUGUCCUCGUACCGGUAGAUGCGCUCGUUCUCAAGACCAGAAUCUUUUUGCAACAAAGGAGCCACACUUGGAAGAUGGCAACAAGAAUGGUGGAUCUACCAAUACGAGGCGAGCCUUUUUGAUGGAACAAGCAGUGACUUCUAUGGCCGGGACGGUGGCAGGAAUUUCUCUCCCACAACUAGGUUUUGCAAUGGUGGUGGAAGAUAACAACAGCGAUAAUGAUUUCAUCAAGGAGCUCAAAGCUCGGUCAGAGAGAAACCGUGAAAAAUACAAUCGGGAGGCUCGCACAGCUGGAAAGUUGGACAAAUCAAGUCUGGACCAUAGACCAUCAUUUGUGGGCAUCCGAAGGGUCGAUGGAACCUUCAAAAUCGUCAGUCCAGAGGCACUGGAGGAUCUAAAGGCCCAAGGACUCGUCAUUGAAGAAUAUGAUACUGUCACAAACCGGGUUGGAGAAGUCAAGGUCAACACAAAAAAAGGAAAGAUAUUGCAGUUCCCAAAUGCCCAAGCACAAGCCGAAGCGGAGAAGCAACUGGCGUCAUCCAAGUCACUCUCAACGGAAGCACCAGAAGCACCUCCAAUGACGACAACAACAACAUCAACUCAUGAACCUAUGCAAGCCAGUGCUCCUGAGCCACAACAAACGGUGCCUGCCACUGAGAGUAGUACCGCGCCAAAUGCAGCCCCUCUUUCUCAAUCAGAACCUACGCCAAUACCAGAACAGCAACAAGCCCCAGAACCCACGCCAUCAGUGGAGCCUGAGCCACCAUUGAGAACAGUGGAGCCUCCAAGACCAGCUCCACAACAGCUGGCCGAGACAGCUUCACAGCAACAACCUGAUUCUGUGGCAGAAUCAACACCACAACAACAACUGCCUGACUCGACUCCAAAGGAAGUGCCUGAAUCAACCCCACAACAACAACAACCAGCUCCAGAACCGAUAGUAGAAGAAAAGGCAGCACCAGUUCCAGAGUCUGUUCCACCGGAAACAGUGGCUGUAGCACCACAGGAAAACUUGAAACAAGAACCAGCAAUUCCUGCACCAGUCCCUGUACCUAAACCUGCACCUGCACCUGCACCAGAACCUGCACCAGCCCCUGCCCCUGUACCUGCACCUACACCAGAACCUGCACCUACACCAGAACCUGUAAGAGCCCCGGAACCAUCACCUGCACUAGAGCCAGAAUCUAUUCCAGCCCCUUCACCUGCGCCACCGCCACCACCGCCGUCCGAAGUAGCAGCACUUCCUGCUGCAGAGUGA